Messenger RNA from Meloidogyne enterolobii, 438 nucleotides. NCBI's taxonomy places the organism in Eukaryota, Metazoa, Nematoda, Chromadorea, Rhabditida, Meloidogynidae. The record is from the annotation of a GenBank genome assembly.
AUGCUACUUUUACUAUUAUUAAUUAUCACAAUUUCCAUUCUUUUCCUAUUUUGGGCAGCAAUAAGAAAUAAUAAUUAUUGGAAGAAGAAAGGAAUUCCUGGCCCAAAACCUUUACCUUUAAAAGGAAAUAUUGACCAAAUUUUUGGUAAAAAUAUAGCAGCAAUACAAAAACAAAUAUGGAGUAAAGAAUUUGGAAGUGUUUAUGGAAUUAAAAAUGGAUGGUUUAAUGAAUUAGUUAUUAGUGAUCCAGUCUCUCCAUUAUUUGGCGAUGUAGAUACAAAAAGGUUGAUUCCUUUAUUUUUUGCUAAAGGAAAACGUUGGAAGCGGCUUCGUGCAAUUGCUAAUCCAGCAUUUUCAAUUUCCAAUUUAAAAAGAGUAAAUAUUAAAUUUAUUAAUUUAACAGAAAAGGGAAUUCAAAUUAUUACUGUCUUACGGUAA